Asterias rubens (European starfish) is the source of this 3014-nucleotide messenger RNA. RefSeq lists its product as uncharacterized. The record is from RefSeq and is a predicted model, not a curated record. The coding region runs from base 416 to 1921 and encodes 501 amino acids. The transcript is spliced from 4 exons. NCBI's taxonomy places the organism in Eukaryota, Metazoa, Echinodermata, Asteroidea, Forcipulatida, Asteriidae. Gene Ontology annotation, molecular function: protein binding.
CUCGCGUAGGAGGAUUGCAUUUCUUUGAGAAACGAGCAGUGUCUAGAGCUGUGGCUAAAUAAUAACUGUAAGUUCAUGGGUCAAUACAUCUUCAAGAAAAGUUUCUAGGAAUGGUUGGAAGAAUGAAGGACCCAGACUCAAUAAUCCAAAUUGGUGCAUCAAUACCAGUCAGACCGUUUCUGUCUAGAACCCUGACCUUCUUCUUUGAAAUGGCUUUUCGCUGUCGUUUCAAGCUUCCUUCUAUCGUUGCUUUUGUCCUGUUCGCCUUUGACAUUCAGCUUCAGUUACAAAUCAAUGUCAACCACUGAUGUCUUCUUUGAAGAACACUUGUGUGGAUUAAACAAAAUACAGCUAACAACAAAAGAGUGGAGUUACAUACUUUUUACUUGAUUUAGUUUCAACAUUGAAAGUAAGAAUGACGCGUAGUGUUAAGGAUUUGCGUGAGUUGAUUUGUGUCUCUCGCUUAACAAUGAGAGAUAGUGAUGAUGAAGGUUCUGAUGAUGACCUUUCAAGACCCAUCAGUUCUCUUAGCAUCUUUGGGGAGCCCUCUACAACCAAAGGUUCAUCCAAUGUAACGGAGGCUUUAAAUGGGCUUUCCAUAGCAUCCAGGCCCUCAUAUGUGUCAAAGUCAGUCAGACCCAAGUCACAACAGAGUAAUGGAGCACAGCGGAAGAAACCAACUUCAAGCAGCAGCUUGAACAGCAAUAACAGUAGUAGUCAGGUUCAAAGUUUCAAGACACCGCUCCCUCCACUUGCGUCCAGCAGACCAUCCUCUGGAAGUAGUGUUGAUAGUGACUGCCCUGGUAGUGGUCAGGUCAAAAGUUCUGAUAGUGGUAACUUUGAUGAAAUGUUUCAGUAUAUUGACAGUGACGUUGUUGUUGAGUGGUUAGGACGUGCCAAUUCAAUGGUCUCUGCUCUAGGUUCUUGGUAUAAUACAGGUAACAACUUUGUCACCUUUGCAAACUUUUGGCUUACAGAGUUUCCAGAAGCCCAGAGAUUGGAUCUUAUUCAUAUGGAAGUUGGCAUUCUACAAGAUGAACUAAGUAUUGUGUUUGACAAAGGGUUAAAACAACAGAAAGUGAGUCUAACGGAUUUAGACAGAUUGAUUAGGGCUAUCCUACGUGAAUACCCAGGUAGAAUCUGCAGUGCCAGGGGGACUCAUGUAUUUCUCAAAAUUUUGGAAACAUUGUCCUCUGAACGUACGGAACAGUACAAGAGGUUAUUAACAGAUGUCAAAAUAUCAACUCGCAACCGAGACUAUGCACAGUGGAUGCUUGCUAUUCGAGCCUUCCUUUUGCUCAGUGUGUGGAGUAAUAUUGUAAAUUUCUACCGUCGCUUUAAGAGUGAUGAUCUUGAGAGUGAACCAGCUGAAGCAGGUGCUGAGGACCAAUCAUCCAUAGAUGGGGUGCAACUUCUUACAUAUCAAGCUGUGCAACAUGGUUUUGUUAGUGUACUACAUUACUUGUCAAGUCAAAAUGAGAAGUUGGACCUUGCCGUUGUUGACCAACAAGACCGCUCCCUUGUGUUUGAAGCUGUCAUGCAUAACCAGCCAAGAGUGUUACACUAUUUGUUGAAAAAGGCUUGUCCAGGUCUGGAUGUGAACCGUUCAAGUAGUUCUGGUAAUACACCACUCCAUUCAGCUGCCAAUUGGGGUUUUACCGAAGUGGUCCAGAUUCUUCUGGAUAAGGGCCAAGCUCAGGUCAACUGUGCAAACCCUAAUUGUGACAAUGCUACACCAUUGCAUCUGGCUGUCAUGCAAGGACACACUUCAGUUUGUAGGCUUCUUCUAGAUGCAGGAGCAGAUGCCAAGGCAACAAUGAAUGGCAUUACUCCAACUCAAUUGGCUCAAGAUAUGGGACAUACAGAUAUACUGUUACUGCUAUCCAGGAAACAAAUUGAAGAUGAGGACAUGGAAUCUUGAAUUGCUUCGACAAGUUAGAUACAUUUACAGUCAUUUGACCAUGGAGAAAGGAAAUAGAAAUUGGACAAGAGGAUAUCUUGCAUUAAAUUGUAUAAAAUUAGCUUUUGAACUGUGUCAUUAUCGUCCAGGUAUUGCUCUAUGAAGAGGAAAUUAUUCCAAUCAGGAUAAUAUUAUAUCCCAAUCUGGGUAUUGUGGUUGAUAUUUUUACAUAAAGAGUUACUGAUUGGGGACUAUUGUUAUUGGAUUGAGGGUUCGAAUCAGGAUAAUAUUAUAUCCCAAUCCGGGUAUUGUGGUUGAUAUUACAAGUUAUCACACAAGCGCCAGUGGAAUAUGGAAAAAUAUAGCACUUCCUAGUCCCAUAUCCAGGCAAUCGGCCUCGUUGGAUCUGUGUUGCAGCUGCGCUUUAAUUUUUUGUAUUCCACGAGCGCGCGUGUUAUAACAAAUUUAUCUUCCAGUCUCACGUGCAACGCGCAAAGUUUAAAAUUUCAGAACGUUAUUUCGCGCCGAAAAUCGUGCACUUGCACCAAGUUUAGAUGGUAAUUUGUGCACUGUCCAUAUAUGGAGCGUGAUGCAUUGACACUCACAAUACGCACUGCAAUAAAAACUCUGGAAGUAGAAUAUAGGUUUUUAUACCACCCCUCCAGUUCAAGCAUCUGAUCUGAUUAGCGCGUAUUGGAACACAUAACAUAAAGAGUUACUGAUUGGCGAAUUUUGUUCUUGGAUUGAGGGUUCCAAUCAGGAUAAGGUUAUAUCACGUGGUGACAAUACACUUUCAGCCUUUCAACACUCACAAUGUCACUUUUUGUAACAAAUAUUACCUUUUUGUAGUUUGACAAAGCUUUCUUGCAUUCACCCAGAAGUAAAUUGUUUAAUUCAUAGAUUAGUCUACUUGUAUUCAUGUUGAUAUUAACUUUCGAUCAAUGAGGCUUUUUCAAAAUGGGAGCCAGUUUUUACUUGUGCAAUUUUAGAUUUAUUUCUCAAUGAAAUCCUGCCAUAGAUGGGACACUAUUUUUGGACACUAUGUGUACAGUACAUGUACAAGGGUCAUAUAACCUUGUUAUUUUCUUCUUCCUGUUGUACUUAUCUUAAAGGG